AUGCUCACAACAGUAACAAAUGCAACGGGAAAUUCGGCUGGUGCUAAACUGAGGUGCUUGUACACGAAUGCCCAAAGCCUCAUAUCGAAACUAGACGAACUAAAACUUUGCCUUGUUGAGCUGUCUCCAGAUGUUUUAGCAGUAACUGAGACCUGGCUGUCCGGGACUAUUAGCGAUAACGAAGUAGCCUUGCCUGGAUACCAAAUUUAUCGGAGGGACAGGGAACAUCGUCAGGGUGGUGGUAUCGUUGUGUAUGUGAAUGACGGUCUGGCAGUGUCGGAUAACACCACCAAGUUUGUGUGCAGUACGGAAGCUAUCUGGUUGACCAUCAAGGCUACCGGUUCCCCGUGUCUCGAUGUCCUCACUGUCUACCGACCACCUCGAACAGACCGAAUCGCCGACACUCAACUACUGGAGCAGUUGAAGAAAUUUUCCAGUCGACCUAACAUCAUGAUCAUGGGCGACUUCAACGCACCAGGAACAAACUGGAAUACCCUCCAAGCGUCAGGUCCAAAAUCGGCAUUCGAUUACCGCCUGUUGAGCAAGACAUUAAAUGCGUGCCUCACACAACAUGUAAUGUUCCCAACGAGAACACGUGAAGGACAAAGGGAAAACUGCCUGGAUCUGGUCUUUACGAAAACACCAGACAGCAUAGACGAGAUCGCCUCCAUGCCGCCCCUUGGCCGAAGUGACCACGUAGUGCUUAUGUGGGAUUAUUCGUUAUUCUCCAUUUCACACACUCCAGGCCACAAAAGGCGUAAUGUUUGGCGGGGCGAUUUCAAUCAGAUGAGGGCAGACUUAUCCGGUCUUGACUGGGGCUCUUUGUUUACGGGAAGUGCCAACGAUGACUGGGAGCUGUUCAAGAAUGUCCUUCUGCAGCUCAUCAACAACCACUGCCCUCUGACUAGUGUAAGACUGAACAAACGCCCUGGGUGGCUAAAUAGCAACCUCAAGAAAGAAAUCAACAGGAAGCACAAGUUGUGGAGAAAAUACUGCGUCACUAGAAAAGCUGAAUGCUUCAACACCUACAGGACACAGAGGAACAAACUGAGGAAGCUGAUAAUGCAGACGCGGCGGGAAUUCGAGAAGAACUUGCUACAAAAGCAACGCAGAACCCAAAAUUGCUCUGCAGCUACCUCCGACGAACUACAAGGAACAGGCAUCAAAUCCCUUUGAUAAAGACUACUGAUGGCGUUGAGAUCGCUGAUAGUAGGGAUAAAGCUGCGUAUUUUUCACAGUUUUUCCAAUCUGUCUACACAAACGAGGCAAGGUUCCUUCCUCCCUCCACAGAAGAACUGCCGACUCCAAGCGUCAGUGAUUUACUCUUCUCAGAAGGCAGUGUCCGAAUAGAAUUAGAGGCACUGAACGAAUCGAAGUCGCCAGGACCAGACGAGAUUCCAUCCAAGCUUCUGAAGGAACUUGCCCGUGAGCUCUCUGCGCCUUUGUCGAUGCUCUUUCAAACGUCAUUUGACACUGGAACACCUCCUGUCGAUUGGAAGCUGGCGUAUAUUACUCCGCUACACAAAGGAGGUAACAGGGCAGCAACGACAAAUUACCGGCCCAUAAGCUUGACAUGCAUUCUCUGCAAAGUUAUGGAAAGGAUCAUAAAGUGUGAACUAAUGCAAUUCCUGGAAGUUCACGGCCUGCUAUCGAAAUGCCAACAUGGGUUCCGAAAAGGAAGAUCCUGCACGACAAACCUGCUGCAAUCUCUCCAGAGCUGGACCCAAGCUCUCGAUGAGAGGCACGCGGUCCACAUAGCCUUCAUCGACUUCCAGAAGGCUUUCGACACUGUGCCACACCAAAGGCUCUUACAUAAGCUGAAAAAAUAGGGAUCGGUGGCAACUUCCUUAAAUGGAUCGAAAACUUCCUUGUGGGUCGACAGCAGGUUGUGUGCGUCGGUCGGGGAAAAUCAGAUCCGGCUAUGGUCGAUAGUGGUGUCCGCCAGGGUUCAGUACUGGGACCCAUUUUGUUCCUUAUCUACGUGGACGAUGCCGCAAGAGAUUUGGACUGUGAAGUAGCAAUGUUUGCGGACGACAUGAAGAUAUGGAGUGUAAUUCGUGGUCCUGCCGAUGAAGACAGACUGCAGAUGAGCCUGAAUCGGUUGGAGGAGUGGUCAAACCGUUGGCUCCUGCGGUUCAACGUUGCCAAAUGUAUCAUACUUCGCCUAGGCAAUACAGCCAGAUCCGCCAGCACAAGAGGCUACUUUCUGGGCGGUGCAGCCCUACAAGAGGUCAAAGCCAAAAGGACCUCGGUGUGCUUACGACGAGUUCCCUAA
Spirometra erinaceieuropaei is the source of this 2275-nucleotide messenger RNA. The record is from the annotation of a GenBank genome assembly. NCBI's taxonomy places the organism in Eukaryota, Metazoa, Platyhelminthes, Cestoda, Diphyllobothriidea, Diphyllobothriidae.